AUGGCGGGAGCAUGGAGGACGGCUAUGGAUCUCUCCAUCAGAGGAGAUUUCCCAGGUGGGUACCCUCCGAAUUUCAUUUACAGGUGAAUCAUUGCAGGAGGAAGGAACCCUUUUAAAAAAAAAUCUCUGCUUCAUCUGGUUCUUGUUAUCUUAGCAGCAUGGACGAUGAUCUUGUGGAGCUCUCCUGGCAGAAAGGCGGCAUCGUUAUGAACAGCCAGACGCAGCGGAGGGCGGCGGCUUCGCUCAGCGAAGCCAAGAACUUCCAAAAGACCGAGGCUAAUCCCAAGUACAGGGAUCCCUUCGAGGGCUCGAUCAGGGAAGAAGAUGAGCGAGAAACCGCCACGUGGCUCCACUACUCGAUAGAGGAUUCCUUGGACGGGGACUUCUGCCCGGAGUUCUACGGGCUCCCGGCGGCGGAGCAAGAAGGUCUCGCAAAGCACGGCGCGGCUGUGGCGGCGGCGGAGGAAGAAGAUGGCGCCGUGUUUGGAGACUACGUCUUCAGCCUGCCUUCUGUCCCUGGCUUGAAGGAGGGCGUGGACAGCGUAGGCGGAGGAGGAGGAGAAGGAGAAGCAGGAGGAAGAGGAAGAGGAGAACGAGGACAAGAAGAAGAAGAAGAAGAAGAAGAAGAAGAAGAAGAAGAAGAAGAAGGAGAAGGAAAAGGCGGAAGAGGAGGAGAGGGGAUGAGAAACCAGGCGGAGGAGAGCUCCAGCAGCAAGAGGGAAGAGGCAGAGACCAACGGCCCGAAGGGGAAGAAGAGGAAGGGAGUCGACGCGGGCGAAUCCGAAUGCCUGACAGAGGUUCUUAGCUAGCCCUCUCUCUGAACACCAGCCUUUUUUUCGUGUGUAAAGCUGUCAUCUUUGCCUGACCCACGUCCUUCAGUGCUCCGGCGGGCGGCGGCAGGAGGCGGGCGACUGCGAAUCAGUGGAAGCCAGCCGGCGCCGCCGGAGAUCUGCCUCCUCCCGGCGGGCCCGCGCCGCCGAAGUCCACAACCUCGCCGAGAGGGUAGACCUUCUUCUUCUCCUCCUCCUCCUUCUUCUUCUUCUUCUUCUUCUUCUUCUUCUUCUUCUUCUUCUUCUUCUUCUGCUGCUGCUUCUAUUUCUGCUCCAGCUGCGGCUUCAAGACAUAAUCGAUUGUUCUUUCCCGAAAUGUACGCAGAGACGAAGGGACAGAAUCAAUGAGAAGAUGAAGGCGCUGCAGGAGCUCAUUCCCCACUGCAACAAGGUAAAAACCUUCCCACCUCCACCACUUAGAUCAUCCAUGCUCCGAAAGUCAACGACACAACCAAUCCGCUCGGUUUCCAUUUUCGGCAGUCUGACAAAGCUUCCAUGCUUGACGAGGCCAUCGAGUACCUUAAGUCCCUUCAGCUUCAGCUCCAGGUCAUCUCUCUCUCUCUGUCUCUCUCUCUUUCUCUCUCACACUAACUAACUGAGUUUUCUAUUACGGGCAGAUGA
Messenger RNA from Spirodela intermedia, 1451 nucleotides. The record is from the annotation of a GenBank genome assembly. NCBI's taxonomy places the organism in Eukaryota, Viridiplantae, Streptophyta, Magnoliopsida, Alismatales, Araceae.